CUCUCAAACGCUUUCCUCUGCAACAAAGCAGCGAGCGAGCAACGAGUCCAAGCCGGAGUUCUGCUGAGGUCUGACCAAACAACCCUCUGCUGUUUCAUUAACUGACUUGUGUGAGAUAUUUUCUUCAUUAAGAAGUAGUUUAGAAGAUGUUCGUGGCGAAGAGCAUCGCAGCGGAUCAUAAAGAUCUGAUUCACGAUGUUUCUUAUGACUUCCACGGUCGGAGGAUGGCGACCUGCUCCAGCGAUCAGAGCGUCAAGGUCUGGGACAAAGGUGACGAUGGAGAAUGGCAUUGCACUGCUAGCUGGAAGACUCACAGUGGAUCGGUGUGGAGGGUGACGUGGGCGCACCCUGAGUUUGGUCAGGUGCUGGCGUCCUGCUCCUUCGACCGCACCGCAGCUGUUUGGGAGGAGAUCGUCGGAGAAUCCAAUGACAAACAACGGGGACAAAGUCACUGGAUCAAGAGAACCACGCUGGUGGACAGCCGGACGUCUGUGACCGAUGUGAAGUUUGCACCGAAGCACAUGGGCCUGAUGCUGACCACCUGCUCUGCAGACGGCGUGGUGCGCAUCUACGAGGCUCCUGACGUGAUGAACCUCAGCCAGUGGUCACUGCAGCACGAGAUCUCCUGCAAGCUGUCCUGCUCCUGCAUCUCCUGGAACCCCUCCAGUUCUCGAGCCCAUCCUCCAAUGAUCGCAGUGGGCAGUGACGACAGCAACGUCACGUACAGCGGCAAAGUGCAGAUCUACGAGUAUAACGAAAAUACCAGGAAGUAUGCCAAAGCAGAGACGUUGAUGACUGUGACUGACCCGGUUCACGACAUCGCCUUUGCUCCCAAUCUGGGGAGAUCCUUCCAUGUGCUGGCUAUUGCCACCAAAGACGUCCGCAUAUUCAAACUCAUACCUAUGAGGAGAGAGAGCGCCAACAGCUCUGGUGCCACUAAGUUUGAGGUGCAGGUGAUGGCUCAGUUUGACAGUCAUAACUCUCAGGUGUGGCGCGUGAGCUGGAACAUCACCAGCACUCUGCUGGCCUCCUCCGGAGACGACGGCUGUGUGCGCCUCUGGAAAGCUAAUUACAUGGACAACUGGAAGUGUACGGGGAUCCUGAGAGGAGACGGCAGCCCAGUGAACGGCUCUUCUGGACACGCUGUGGCUCUGAACGCGGUGGGCGUCCCUGGAGCUGCUCAGAUGGUUGUUGGAGCUGCUUCUGCUGGCAGAAAAAAAGCUCAGCUGAUGCCAGGCUAAUGGCAUGAGAUGCUGAUUGGCUGUUUGCUGCAUGCACAUGCACAGGAUUGGACCGAGACCUCAUUGACCCUCCCCUGCACUCCUCUAGUUUCUAAUCGACAGAAGCGUGUGCUGUCGGCACUAUCCGUUGUGUGGCUGUUACAGGAACUGUGCCUCUGUGUGUGUUGUGUUCAGUGAUGCUUGCCUAACAAUAAGCAUUUUUGUUGUUGUUGUAUUUUUGAACAAAAUAUACACUAAACUUGAUUCUCAUCAAUACUGACACACUUAUUAAUUGUUGUAAUGCUAUACAGUAUUACUUAUUUAUUUUAAUACAUUUAGGUAGUUUUUCACGAGUUUCAAACAUUAUUUUCUGCAUUUGUCAACAUUUGUUAUUGUCCAUGUCAAAAAAAAAAACUGUCGAAGUUGCAUUUAAAGGAGCAGUUCACCCAAAAUCAAAACCAUUGAAUUUACUGGCCGUAAAAAAGAAAAUUCCAGAACCUUUUAAGCAUAAAAGAAGAGAUAUUUAAAAUCCUCAUUUAUUUGCAUUUGGAACAUCUUGAAGGUGGGUUAAUUUGGUUUCCUUUAACACACAUUUGUGCUGUUGGUUUGAAGUUGCUAGCAUGUAAUGUGUGGAGUGGACAGUAGAGGGAGACACCUUCAUUCAGCUCAGUUCUGCUCGUCUCUGGAAUUACUAACACAUUACAUUUGAUUCCUCACACUAACUGGAUUACCAGAUUUCAGUAACUCUUUUAUGAUGUAGGAGACCGUGUAUUAGAUGAGACAAAAUUCUUGUAGACAAGUGUGAAACAUCAGACAUGGUAAACAAUAUCGGUCUCUGUUAAUAAAAACAAGUCACCAAAGGUUUGUGUCAAAAUUCAGGAGUAUGGCGCAUGAAUAAUGGAGCAUAAAUCAAAUGCUGCAGAUCCUGAGAUGCUCGCUCUCCUUCAUGACAGGAACUCAGCAUGUUCUUUAUAGCGGAGCCACUUGAAAUGAGAAUUCAAAAGGAGAACAUUUAAACCGUUUUUGAAAUGAAUGUGUAAAAUAAAGUUUGUUUUUCAGUUCUGAGUUA
Carassius auratus (goldfish) is the source of this 2289-nucleotide messenger RNA. It is a transcript of the gene seh1l, whose product is annotated as SEH1-like (S. cerevisiae). Bases 147 to 1241 code for a protein of 364 amino acids. Gene Ontology annotation, molecular function: structural molecule activity; protein binding. NCBI's taxonomy places the organism in Eukaryota, Metazoa, Chordata, Actinopteri, Cypriniformes, Cyprinidae. The transcript is spliced from 9 exons. The record is from RefSeq and is a predicted model, not a curated record. Gene Ontology annotation, cellular component: Seh1-associated complex; nuclear pore outer ring. Gene Ontology annotation, biological process: positive regulation of TORC1 signaling; cellular response to amino acid starvation.